This is a messenger RNA of Aaosphaeria arxii CBS 175.79, 555 nucleotides long. RefSeq lists its product as uncharacterized. Bases 150 to 497 code for a protein of 115 amino acids. The record is from RefSeq and is a predicted model, not a curated record. NCBI's taxonomy places the organism in Eukaryota, Fungi, Ascomycota, Dothideomycetes, Pleosporales. The transcript has a single exon.
AUGUUCCACCAAGGUGUUUCGAUAAUCCUCCGUGGUGUGCACACGAUAUGACCUUCAAUAGACGAGAAUAGAACAAGGCUAUGGUCAAAGGUAUUCUCCGUAGUCCGUUCUGGUAGGCAGCAUUGUGUUCGUUUGUUACUUGGUAGUGUAUGUCUGUGUGUGGGACGGUCAGAUGUGUGAGUCCUUUGUUCUUCCUCCCUCCUACGGCUGUUGCCGAGAACGCCAACGGGGGGGUUCAUUGGAAUGCACUUCCACUCCACUCCACCACUCCGCUCCACUUUGAUACGAACCCGGCCUGGCUAAAAGAGAGGAAGCGGUCAAGGAUGAACAUACAUGGACGACGAGUACGAGUACAUUGUUGUCCGCUUGGAGCGCUAUCUGGCAUGUUAGGAGUUUGGUGCUUGGUGCUGUGCUGUGCUGCAUCUGCGUCCAACCAACAUGGUCCCUGGUCGUAUCGUAUGUUCACUGUGAAUCCUUCCCCCAUGAGUCAAAUAUGACGUCGCCUCUCGAGGUCGAAACAUUCAUAUCUUGCUUCCCUCGCCAAUAAAUGAGUGA